This is a messenger RNA of Saccoglossus kowalevskii, 4077 nucleotides long. RefSeq names its product corticotropin-releasing hormone receptor (gene Crhr). Gene Ontology annotation, cellular component: plasma membrane. Gene Ontology annotation, molecular function: peptide hormone binding; G protein-coupled peptide receptor activity. Gene Ontology annotation, biological process: cell surface receptor signaling pathway; adenylate cyclase-modulating G protein-coupled receptor signaling pathway. The record is from RefSeq and is marked provisional. NCBI's taxonomy places the organism in Eukaryota, Metazoa, Hemichordata, Enteropneusta, Harrimaniidae.
CGCUGAUGAUAUUCAGUGACAACAGCGAAUAAAUCGCGGGUUGUCUAGUGUGAUUAUCUCUGCCAUAUAACGAUCUAGCACUCAGCAUUGAUGACCACAUCGUGCGAAUCUCGCAUCGACUUACAGACUCGCUUAAUGAAGAGAGUGUUUUGACAUAUCCGUGCUUUACCAUUUUAUCCACAGACGUGCAUGUUUCUCCGUAUUUGCUUCGGUCUAUAACAACACCAGCGCCAACACCUAUUCCUUCAGAAGUGCCGAUAGAACGGAUACGAUCGACCAAUUGUGGAUACCGACGAUCUUCGUCCCAGAAAGUACCAGUACAUGCAGUUGCGUGGGAAAUAACGAGUGAAGUGAACCAAACUUAUUCAGCGGUGUCUAUACUGCGUCAUUUGGCCGACUAGUAAACCGACUGUGCGUGGUAUAUCAUAUACCAAUUAGAAGUCAGGGGCGAAGCAAACAGUAAACAUGAAUCGGCGCUCGUGGCAGUUUUCCCAAAUGUUCUACAUGUUCAACAGAUUUCUACAGGUACUAUUUGCUGUGGUUGUUGUAGUAGUUGCUGGCACGGUGACAAUGGAGAACGAGGACGUCAACAUAGUCGACGAGGAGGCUUACAAAUUCUACGAAAUGUUGGGUUUUAACCUUAGUGACGCAGCGCACGUAUGUCUGUUGAGCUUUUAUUUGGAAUCGUAUCCCGAGGACGCAAACGGAAGCAAGUUCUGCAAUACAACUCAUGAUCGCCUGACCUGUUGGCCAACAAGUCGACCAGGAUUGGUAUCUGUUUCCUGUCCACUGGAAGUAAAUAAUCUAAAAUACGAUACAUCGUUCAACGUAACAAGAUGGUGCUACGAAGACGGUACGUGGAGCAACAAGUCAGACUACUCAUAUUGUCAAUUAGCGGAAAAUAUUUACGACUAUGACCUGGGUGACGAUGACAUAGACCAAGUACAUUAUGAUGUCAUAUCAUCUAUCAUGGUGUUUGGAUGUGGGGUUUCAUUGGUGGCGCUCGCCGUCGCAUUCUUCAUUUUUGCGGUAUUCAAGAGUCUUCGUUGUGUUCGAAACAACAUUCAUUGGAACCUUUUAUCGACAUUCAUUCUGCGGAAUGUGGUCUACCUUGUUACAUAUGACACCAUCGAUUUACAGACGAAGCAGGACAACGGGUGGCCUUGUCGAUUUCUCAUCACAGUCUAUAACUAUUUUCAACAAACCAAUUUCUUUUGGAUGUUCGUUGAAGGCCUUUAUUUGCAUACGGUGAUCGUCAUGGCAUUCCAAGCCGAGAAAGUCAGAUUCUGGAUAUUCAUGGUAAUUGGAUGGUGUCUUCCACUGAUCUUCACCUUUGUAUGGGCCACAGUUAAAUAUGUGUACGAAAACGAAGAGUGCUGGCUACCACCAAAAGAAGCCAGUUUGUAUGACUAUAUAUACCAAGGACCGAUAUUAGUAGUUCUCUUGUUAAACUUUAUCUUCUUGUUCAAUAUUGUGCGUGUACUCAUCACGAAGCUGAGGGCGUCAAAUUCUUUAGAAACGCAACAGUACAGAAAAGCUGUCAAAGCCACGGUGGUUCUUCUACCAUUACUAGGGCUGACGUACAUGCUCUUCUUCAUGAAUCCCGCACAGGACAGCACCACAGCACGGCUGCUCUUUUUAUAUUUCAACACACUUUUGCAAUCAACGCAAGGAUUAUCAGUAGCAGUCAUCUACGUCUUCCUCAACGGAGAGGUUAGGUCAGUAAUAAGGAGGAAAUUCAACCGGUGGCGAGAUCGUCAAUCAAUACGACAACGAAGACCAGGGUCGAGGAAUACAUCCAUUGCAAGUUCUGCUUCAAAACAAGGUCUUACGUUGAACAUAUUCCGCGAUUCGCGACGGAAAUAUUCUAAGGAAUCGAAAACCGAAAUUGAAGUGGUUUCGCAAGUUACUGGCAAUGGGACCCUGGAUGGAGUUGAACCCACCCAAGUUUAAACAAAAAAGUCACGUAUAUAUCGGGCGCUGGCUUUUUUAACUGAAGCGCCACAACAUCAAGAUCAAAUUAACAACAUGUGCCCGCGCGGUUGCCCGAAUGUAUAAUAACACACAAUAAGAAUUCAACCGUAUAUGGCUUGAAAGGCUUUCUCGACAGUUUUGAUGCAAUGUCGCCACGAAAAAGUCACACAACAGCUAAUUACAACUAGACACGUUGACGACGCUAAUUGCUGAAUCGUAUAGUUGUAUCACGUGACCGUGAAGAGUAGUAAUAGAAUUAUUCUCUGCCAGUUUAUAAUUUUUGAUGCCGACAACAAUUUAAGUGACGUGUUAUAUACUCUGGACAGCGUGACGUAUCACUUCGGGCACACGUGACCGUGAAUUCUGACCAUGUGUUUAUUACUUACUGACCCACUCUUUCUGGUUCACAGCCGUCAAACGAACUUUUAUGACACCAAAUUUCCCCGUUUACUACAACGGAGGACAACACAGUAAGGCAAUUACUUUGUUCGCAGUAAUUCGUAUGAAUGAAACAUGGCGGCGAAUAAAACAAAACACAGUAUUAAUGCUGUGCGAUGAACACGUCCCGGACUCGCGGCGUACACUACAUGCAACAGAAACACUAUUCUGCCCUCCUUUGCAUUUGGUAUUGAGAGUGUAUACCGCAUUAAUACUGCCAAUGAUGUGUGUUCGGAUAGGAUGGAUUUGCCGAAUGUUUAAUACCAGAUUAUUGUUGCUACUUCUCCGAAACUAUUGACACACAAUGCAAUGCAGUUCCACAACACUCAUUUGCACAUGUGUUCAUCAUAUGCUGUGCGCAUGCGUUGUUAUUCCUAGUCAUGCGCAUUGCAUCACAAAUGUACUAUGGGAAGAAGUACGACAAAGAAAAGAGAUGUCACUGGUCAUUGUAAAUAUAUAUAUAUACUAGUAUUCACGUUUUUUUUCAAAUUUAAAUGGAAGAAAACGGUGAAUUCAGUGAUCGUGUUUUUUUUUUAAAAUUAAGGAUAAGAACAUGUGUAUAUAAUUAUGCGUAUUCUAUGUUCGCUUAUCUUAACAUAAUAUCUGCUUCGGUUGUUGCUUUCUUGAAUUGUGUAAAUAUUGAAUAUAAAUUUGAUGGUACAAAAUGUGUAUCAUUGAAUAACACAUGUAUAUACAUUCACAAUUUGUUUAAACGCCAACUCAAAAUCAAUUUUGACAAACUUGACAUUUUGUGUGUGACCUCAGUACAUUCUCGAGAGGGCGCUGUUGAAUAUCGUGAAAUGUCGAUUAUCGACUCCGAGUUCCAUGAAAUAGCCAUCAGACUGCCAAAUUUCAGAUUACACUUUUUUUUUGUUAAGUAGUUCAACUACUUAGGUUUGUCAUCUUAUAUUGUUAUUUGGUCUAUUUGUACAUAUCAAUUGUCAGUGUUAUAACACAUUUUAAAUUCUGAAUUUAAAAAUGGGUUUGAUAUAAUUAUGCGUGGGAUACCAAUACAGUAUUCAUAUAAAUCGCGCCCUCUAGCGGCAAAGCGCUUUUAUGGCGUAAAUGGGUGAAAAGAAGGCCGCUCAUAGCUCCAGUGAUGUAGUCCGUCAAUGUCAAAUAUUUUUUGAGAGAUUUACUAUACUAUACAUGACAACGGACUACAAAGUAAACGUAAUUGUCGCUUUGUUCGACAUUGCUUUCACAGAAACUCCGUGGCGCUAAAGGGCGUAACUUACAGGUAAAGUUUAUUGUGCGUUGCCUAUCACGUGUUACAUGGUGUAGCAGGACAAAGUACAGUCACCUCGUAUCAUAACCACUUCGUAACAUGUCACUUUGUAUUAAACGGUCUCUAAUGUUAUAUUGACUUAAACAUUUUGAAGUGUAAUUUCCUUCGAAAUCACAUUUCUAAUAUUCGCUAACAUAUGUGAUACUAAGUGACCUUGAACGAGGUGACUGUGUGGAACGAAGUGCGCGUGUGGUAAAAAUUGAACUAUGACCUAGGUUUUGAUCGGUAAAGACGGUGUCCUCUGGCACACUGCGCAAUCAUUCUCAGUUAGAAAGCACAUUGCGCAGAAUGAUCCGCGCAAUAGCCGUUUAUUUUCUUCUUUUUUUCAUCUAUGAUAUGUUGCAGUAUAGUUUGCAAAUAAAUAAUUUCCAUAAAAA